Messenger RNA from Limanda limanda (common dab), 2692 nucleotides. RefSeq names its product decapping exoribonuclease (gene dxo). NCBI's taxonomy places the organism in Eukaryota, Metazoa, Chordata, Actinopteri, Pleuronectiformes, Pleuronectidae. Gene Ontology annotation, biological process: NAD-cap decapping; nuclear-transcribed mRNA catabolic process. The record is from RefSeq and is a predicted model, not a curated record. The transcript has 7 exons. The coding region runs from base 248 to 1516 and encodes 422 amino acids. Gene Ontology annotation, cellular component: nucleus; cytosol. Gene Ontology annotation, molecular function: mRNA 5'-diphosphatase activity.
CAACCCGCUGCAGUUUGUUGUUAGCCUACGGUGCUAGUUAGCUCCGCAGCUAACGGAACAAACUUACCUCUUGUGUUGUUUUGUUCUGUCUCCUGCCGCCACUUAUCGUUUUUUAUAUUUAUCAGAAGAGCUGCUGGAAUAACAUCGUGUUCGAUUUUUCUAAAUGCGAAGUCCGGUUUAUCAUCGUGGCUGACUUGAGAUGAAGCUAAGGUUAGCUUAGCUGCCGUGUUUGCUAACCAAGGUAGCGAUGGACCACCCCCGAUCCCACAAUCCCAACGCCAGCCACCAGUCAGCCUACAAAAGGGAAAGAGGCGACGGUUGGAGAAAUCACCACGAGGGGAAACACUUAAAGCCGAACCAUCAGCAGCAGCGUCAGUCUGGAUCCACUCCGGAGCCACACCCGCUGGGCUCUCAGAGUCUGAGCACCAGAAAGGAGCUUUAUGAAAGAGACUUUCCUGUUUACAAACAGCCUGUGGAAGUAGGAAGUUUCUCCCUCGAUGGUGAGCGCAGGUUCUUCAACGACGACAGGCAGAUGAGAUACUACGAGGAACCUGAGAGAACUCCCAAUUUCGACCUGAGGGACGGAUACAAGGACCGCUUUAUAAAAAGGGACGACAGUGUGAAGGAGAAGCUGGAACACAUCCUGCGCUGGAUCACAGCCAAUAGAACAAAGUGUAACCAAACUGCGACCACGGCCUCAUCACGUGCUUUAGAUGCCGACUUUGUGACAUGGAGGGGUCACCUGACCAAGCUGCUGACCACUCCCUAUGAGACGCGGGAGGGCUGGCUGCUGGCGGCCACCAUGUUCAGAGGAACGCUUUACAUCAGUGAAGUGGAAACAGAGGCAGCUCGGAGCGACCGAGAGAACCGCACUGCGAGGCAUGAAGAGAUGAUGUACUGGGGCUACAAGUUUGAGCAAUACACAUGUGCAGAUAAGGUCCACAGUUUACCUGACUCAAGUGGUGUGGUGAACACGAAUGAGGCCUUUUGCACGGUGGUGCAGACUCGGCUCGCGGAUCACAGGCUUCUGUUCUCCGGAGAGGUGGACUGUCGGGACAAAGAUCCCAACGCUCCAGCUGCUCCUGCCUGCUACGUCGAGCUGAAGACCUCCGCAGAGAUUUGCACCCCAAAACAGCGCAGCAACUUCCACAGGUUCAAACUGCUGAAGUGGUGGGCGCAGUCGUUCCUCCCGGGGGUCCCUCGCGUUAUAGCCGGCUUUCGGGAUCAUGAAGGAGUGGUGGUCUCUCUGGAGACGUUUCACAUCUCCAAGAUAUCACAUCUCAUCAAGAAUGAAUUUAACUGCUGGAAGCCGACAGUCUGUAUGAACUUCUGCUGUGAUUUCUUGUCUUAUGCGAAGCAUGUGGCUACUGAAGACAACCCAAGUGUGGUGUACCUGUUCUCCUGGGAGCCCCACAGAGAUGUGACCUACUCCAUCCACAGGGACUCCCCGUAUUCAUUCCUGCCCCGCUGGUAUAUCGAGGAGAUGACCAGCAGUCGGGACUCACAUCAGUCAUGAUUUACAGUAUCUGCUCAAACAGAAUUCUUGAUUUAUUGUAAGUGGCCUCCAAUGGAGGGAUUUUUUAAAAACAAAAUAUGUUGGCAUUUUAUGCAUGGACAACUUAAAUUGUGCAGCUUGCAUAGAGAUCAUGAUCAUUGGGAGGGAUUUUUUUUAUUAUCAUGUAUUCGUGUGUCAGACUGAAGGGUAUUAUUCUCCUGCGUGUGUGUGCGCAAACAGGCUACAUCCAUACUGUUUUUGUUUUUAAACCACCGUCAAUAGGUAAAUACCUUAAAAGGCAUUAUCACAUGAUCAUUCACGUACACUGGGCAUGUGCGUGUCAGUGUAAACAGGAAGCAGAUUAUCUACUCUGCUGCUGAUUGCUUACAGCAAACACUAAAAACAAGAAACAAACAUGGUAAAAAGAUAGAGCAGGAUUUCUUUUCUUGGAUUGAUGUAGUGAAACUGUUGAUGACACUAAGUGUUUACAAUGUUUUGCCCUCACAGCUGGUAGAGUAGUGACCGAUAAGAACCAGGUGGCGAAUGCAUGUGACUGCAUCUUCGUUUCCAAACGUAGACGGUUUGGCCGAGCAUAUGUUUACAAACUCAAAGGGGGCCAACAGCAAUUCCAACCUUUCCAGUUUUAGAGGCUGGAAAACUCCACAGCUGUGUAACUGUGGCAACAGUGAUCAGUUUUAAAACUAAAAGGUAGUAGUGUGGAUGUAGCCUCACUUUGUAUUCUGCUCUGUCGGAGACGGUGGAAGACACUCACACGUGCAGAGUGAAUGCGUUCUCUACAAAGUUUACGCCUAAUAUUUCCCGCCUGUCGAGAACGGUAUUCAUUCAUCAUUUAAAAGAGAUCUGUGUUUUUUUCAUGUAAAUAACCAAUCACAGUGUAGUGUCAGAAGUUUCACAAACUUUAUUAUUCCCUGGUUAUCACAAUCAGUUUAAAUACCCAAAACUGUUAGUAUGUUGAAAUAAACAAAAUUAGAAAAUGUUUUUAAAAAAUGUGUUGAAAAUAAAUGAAAGUGCAUCAGCAGUUACAAAUAUCUUUCUGUAAACUGUUAAGACAAAUCACAACAUGUUCAGAUGAGUCACUGCCUUCUCUGUUGUUUUUUUAAAUAACAGUGACACAUUCUCCAGAUUUGAGCCCUUUCUCAUCUUUUAAAUAAAGCUCAUUUCAUUCUCCCGUAAUCA